AAAAAACUGACACAAAUUGUGCUCUUUCUCUUCGAUAGGGCUAGUGAUGAUCAUGUGAUUGAGUAAAAAUGGCUACUGCACCGAUCGCAGAACAGUUUGCUGUGCUUCAGAUAUUACUGAAAGCUUCAAAAAAAGAUGAGGUCCGGCAGCUAUGCCAAGAAUGCUUUUUGAAUUCAGCUACUGGUUCAGAGAAACUGAUUGAAGACAUCUGUUCCACUCUCUCAGUUGAACCAGAUGAAGCUAAGCAAUUGAUCUGUUCUUUGCACAGCCUUUUAAGGCAUGUUGUGCAUCAAGGCCUGGCCUCCCCAGAAGAAAUUCUCUCCCUCUUUCCAGAAGGCUUCCACCAGAACCUUAAAAACCUUUUGACUAAGAUAAUCUUGGAAAACUUAUCUGCGUGGAGAAAUGAAGUACAAGCCGGUCAGAUUUCCCUUCCUCGGCUAAUUGAUAUGGACUGGCGAGUGGACAUCAAGACCUCUUCAGACAGUGUCAGCAGAAUGGCUGUCCCCACCUGCCUGCUACAGCUGAAGAUCCAGGAAGAUGCCGCCUUAUGUGGGAAUGACCUCGCAACCUCUGCAUUGACAAUAGAGUUGAAUAAGCAAACAGUGGACACAAUGCUUGAUGGCCUAGGGAGAAUUCGUGACCAGCUUUCAGCUGUUGCAAAUAAGUAAUCCUCCAAAUGGGGAAUUCUGGUUCAGAUACAGGAAAGAAUUUUCUUGCAAACAAACCUUUUCAUUCCUCUUUCUCAUAACCAAACACAUUGUUUUUCCAAAGGGUACCUUUUCACUUCGGUGGUGGUGGGCACCUCAGAUGCAAAAGCUCCAUAUCCUUGGUUUAGUGCCUGCCAUAGCCUCCUGAUGCUCAUCCAGACUGUACCUUGUCUGUAGCCUUAAAGAAGCUUGGCUUGUUGUAAUGGAAAGAGGAGCAGCCAGUAAGAUCUGACCAUAUCUCCUUGCUCUGGAAUUAGGGACUAAAAGCACUAAUAGGCUGCAGUCCAGCUUCAACAGACUCUUGAAAGGUGUAUGCUGAGUACAAGACUUCCUUCCCUAUUUUUUGAGGUACUGCUUUUGAGAUAGGGAAAUUUUACUGCAACUCACUACCAAAAAAUGCCUGGGGGUGAUAAGCUGAGAAGUUGCUGAUCCUCCCUUGUGUUGGAGAAGAGGGCAUGAAGAUCCUUUGGAUGUAUCAAAAGAAAUGAUUAAUGGCAGCUGCUGGUUGUCAUAACAGUAGAUCAUGUGCUUACAAAGCACUAACCAGUUUUAAAAUGUACUAAAUAUUUUUUUUCUUCCUCCAAGGAACAGUGAACAUAAGACCAUUUUGCAUUCUUUGUUCUGUCACAGAUGAAGGUUAGUGUUGAUUUUCCUCAGUAAGUUUCUUAUGUUUCCUUGUUCUAUUACCCAGCCCCAAUCUUUAUUUUUCCUUAGGUGCUUAACGUUUGCGCAGAUUCCCUCCUUUCCUGUCUUCCAUAAGUGAAGUUUGGCUGAUCCAUGUGCUGCUACAAGUAAAGCCUUCCCUACUUAAUCAUACUAUGUUCUGGUAAGCCAGGCACGUUGGGAUCUUGGCACACUAAUCCAAAAUAUACCUACCAGAAAAAAGUUGGUACCACAGAUUUCAGUGGACCUUCUUUUCACGUGAAGAUGCUUUCAGAAAGAGAGUUUUGCAAGGAAACGCCAUAUCAAUUGCUAUUAGUCCAUGUAGAUUAAUGUGGCUAAGUCUGGGUCCAAAUUUCCGACUGUAGGUCUGAAUCCACAAACCAGUGGAUACAGGUAACUUUCCUCCACUUCCUGCUUAGUGUGCUCACUAGAGGUACUUGUUGUCUGUUUCCUCUCUAAGGUUAAGAAGUUUUCUCUUUGAACGUAGACAGGCAGUCUUGAAUUGCAUCCUUCUCCUUUGCAGUGAAGGAAACAAAAAUUUGCUUCCUUCUUUUCCGACUGCAUCACUUCUGGCCACCCCUUUGUGACAAAGUAUUUCAUUUUCUUGACCAUCAGUUAGCUGGAAAAUUUAUCACCUUGCUAUAUUCUACACCGUGAAGCCUUGUGUCUUACAUUCUCAAUUGCAUAGUUUUAAACUCCUCAGUUUCCAGCUCUGGAGUUGUCCAAAUAAGUAAGCCUCUCCUUUAAAACUGCAGAAAUGCUAUUCUCUCUAUUUUCACUUCCAUAAGGCUGCUGGGGCUGCUUUAUCCCUCCUGCUGUACCCAAUAAGUCAUUUCACCCUUCUUUUUUGCUUUGGUUGUUCAAAGAGACAAGGAAAACAGGAAGAACACAUGGGUUACACUUCCUGCUUCACCCCCACCCCAUUCUUCCUAAUGGCCGAAGCUGUUCUGUCAAUGCCAUCAUAAGCAUGUCUGCUUGAAAGCAGAUUCUACCAAAUUCAGUGGGACUUGCUCCCUAGAAUGAGUUUAGCCUACUGCCCUAGUACUAGUUUCUGUCUUUAAAAAAGAUUGAUGCAAUUGCACUAAGGAGCAGUUGGAAGUAAAGAAAAAUGAAAUAUUUGCGCAGACAUCACUGGAAAUAUUUUGGUGUUUCAACCUGAUAGUAAGCAUUUGCAGUGGUUUGUCUGUUUGUAGUGCUGCCACAAUAUCAUCAUCACUACAUUAACAAUUCUUAGCACUUUCAUAGCUUCUAGAUUGACCAAAGGAUAUAUUUUAAGGAGUCUGUGAGACAGCUAUAUCACAGUAUCAAUAUUUCCACACUGCAGAGGGAGUGACUACUAACAGUAAGUUAUCUAAGAUCAUCAGAUGAGUAUUUAGCAGAGAUGAGACUUGAAGCUGGAAUUUCACAGCUCAGUUCAACCUCUUAGCCACUAAGCUGUACUAGCUUUUGGCUAUCGCACGAUUCUUUUUUAAGGCUUGUUACAAAGCUUCCUCUCUUUGUUUCCAGCAAAGCAACUAUUAGGACUCCUGCAUGCUGUUUGUACUCCUUAAUACUGUUAUUUAGAUGAGUACCUUUAGUUCCCCCCAGUUGCUAAAUCUCAUCUCUGUAGACAAGGAUAGCAUUGUUACACAAAUUGCUACAUUCAACAGAGUCCUUUCUUUGCGUCACUUGUUCUAUUAAUUACGCUGUUUUUUCCUGUAAGUCUUUCCUCUUUGAAAAUAGUUCUGUCAUAAAAAAGCUGGCUGAUUUAUUUUCUGCAAA
Messenger RNA from Heteronotia binoei (common prickly gecko), 3131 nucleotides. RefSeq names its product COMM domain containing 9 (gene COMMD9). The transcript has 6 exons. Lineage: Eukaryota; Metazoa; Chordata; Lepidosauria; Squamata; Gekkonidae. The coding region runs from base 69 to 668 and encodes 199 amino acids. The record is from RefSeq and is a predicted model, not a curated record.